This is a messenger RNA of Porites lobata, 1071 nucleotides long. NCBI's taxonomy places the organism in Eukaryota, Metazoa, Cnidaria, Anthozoa, Scleractinia, Poritidae. The record is from the annotation of a GenBank genome assembly.
AUGAGUCUGUCAUAUCCAGACUUUCUAAUGAUGGAUGUGGGGAGAUUAAAUGCCCGUUCUGCAUAGACAAAUGUGACUCUGACAGCUAUGUUUUAAAGAGGACUUCCUGUUUGGAAAAGGCUUGUGGGGAAUUUCAGUUAAAAAGAACCCACAAUUACUUUUUCCAAGUCCAACAACAAUUGUUUACACUGCCAGAACGAAAUUACAAUGACUUUGUGGUUUGUGCUUUUGACAGGAACCACUGUGCCAAAAAUAAUUGUAAAGGAAAGAAUUUAUCGGGAUCCUUGUCACUGGCAAGAUGUUUUGCCAAAGCUAACCACUUUCUGGAUAGUAUGCAUUUUGCUCGAAAUGUUAGGCAGAUGGUACACGCGAAAGUGUGACUAGUCUUGUAAAGUACAACAAACAUUGGCUGGAAUUUGUUUCUGCAGAAUGCCCUCAGAUGGAAAGACUGUGAAAUGCUGUAACCCUGACUGUCCAUGUAUUGAAUUUCAUCCUUCUUGUUUGGCCAUUGCAACCCCACUUCCCAAGAGAUGGUAUUGUCCUCAGCGCUGCAGGCUUCCCCAGUUCAAGCGUUUGAGAGCCGCCCCAAAAACGAAGCACGGAAAGAUUUCUUCAGAAGUACAUCAGCCUUUAUCUCUUGAUAGUAUUUGUGUUUGCCAAGCAGUGCCACAGCAAUCAGACAAAUUACUAGAGUGUCACAGUGGAAAAUGUAAAAGUGGUAAUUUUUUCCACUUGACCUGUCUCGGUUACAAGAAAAUGCCGAACAACAGCAAGACCACUUGGCAGUGUAACAACUGCAAGAAAAUGAAGACAAAGUCAGUGGAUGCCAGUUCCAAUGCUUCAGCACUUACCUCUGUGGAAAUCGCACAAGAAACUACUGCUUGUCCUUCUUCAUCUCAUGAUGAUCAGUCUGAGACCAAUGAACUAGUUAGUGUGAAUGAUUCUGAGGAAAGUGAUGAUGUUGAGGUUACCACAUGUGAAUCUGAGAGACAUGCCUCUCUCAAAAAUCUGGAUGAACUAAAUUACCAGCUAAUUAACGCCCCAAAUGGUUGGCUUGAUUGCUCAAUUAUU